This is a messenger RNA of Harmonia axyridis, 572 nucleotides long. RefSeq names its product protein transport protein Sec61 subunit beta-like. The record is from RefSeq and is a predicted model, not a curated record. The coding region runs from base 160 to 447 and encodes 95 amino acids. NCBI's taxonomy places the organism in Eukaryota, Metazoa, Arthropoda, Insecta, Coleoptera, Coccinellidae. The transcript has 3 exons. Gene Ontology annotation, biological process: intracellular protein transport. Gene Ontology annotation, cellular component: Sec61 translocon complex.
GUUUGUCUACGUGUUCCAAGUUUCCCGAAUUGUUUGCGUAUGCGUUUGUUUCAUGCGCCUUUAUGAUCAGUCGGAUUUAAUCAUUGAUGAGAAAAUUGUGCUAGUAAAAAUUUACUACUAGAAUCUUAAUUAAUUAACUGAAAAAAACAGUUUGACAUCAUGCCCGCAGCACCAAGUGCAACAUCUGUUGGGGGAGCUAGCAGGUCUCCUUCAAAGGCAGUAGCCCCUAGAUCAACAAACGGAAGCACCGUUAGACAGAGGAAAACAACCACCACAACUGCUGCUCGCAGCAGAAACACAGGAGCAGGUACUGGUGGUAUGUGGAGGUUUUACACAGAUGAUUCUCCCGGAAUCAAAGUAGGACCAGUCCCAGUUCUAGUUAUGUCCCUUCUCUUCAUAGCCUCAGUAUUUAUGUUACAUAUCUGGGGAAAAUACACUAGGUCAUAGUUUUUUAAAAUAAAUAUCAUUCCUUCUUCAAAAUCAUUAUUUAAAUUGCAUUUUUAGGUAUGAGUUAGCAUUAUAGAUUUUCUAUUGUUAUGAAAACAAACAAAGAAAUAAAAGGUUUCUUAGUA